AUGGAUAACGACACGGAUCAAAGUGAUGAAAAUUAUUACGAUAAUGAUGAUGAUGAUGAUGAUGAUGAUGAUGAUGGUGUUACUUUCAAUAGAGUUACCAAUCAACCUCCAUUGCCUGAUGACUGUCAAGAUGAAACUCAAGGCAUCGAAUCCAUUGCUGCGUGUUUUAUGCGACGAUAUGAGGCUUGUCCUGCAUUGUUUUUUGGUUCUCUUUGGAACGCUUGCCAAGCAGCGUUCAGUUCGAAAACAGUUACAGAGCGUCUUCCAAUUCUUGUCUAUUUACACAACGAGAAUAGUAUAUUCAGCAAUGUGUUUUGUUCAAAUAUAUUCUGUUCAGGGAUCAUCAUCGACUAUCUAGCUCACAACUAUAUCGUUUGGUGCUGGGAUAUUACAAACGAAUCGAAUAGGAACAAAUUUUCACAAAUCUGGUUAAAAUUGUUUUCUUCAACACCCCUGGAUGGAUAUUUUGCCGAUAAAUUUCCGAUGUUGAUUGGCAUUAUGCGAGAAAGUCCUAGGUUACACCGAUGGUCGUCACUAUCUGAAUACGAAUUUAAAACUCUGUCGACAUCCGACACGUUAACGCGCAUCUCAUGUCAGUUAUCUCGAGAAACGUUAUUACAAGAACUCAUCGUCUUCAAAGAAGAAUGUGAUGAACGUGAAAAACGUCUUUCAUCCAAUAUUUUUACUUCCACUAAACUUUGCACGGAUGUCUUUUUGGAAAUAUUUCGAUAUCUCUCCCUAUACGAUAUAAUGAACGCAUUUUCUGAAGAUGCUCUUUCUCUGUUGUGUAAGUACAAGCUACCGGCGCACUUGUCUAUGGCUUCUCCAGCAUUCAUGAAUAGCAUUGCGCGAAAACUUGAUCCAAAACAAAUUGUUUCUUUACAAUGGAAUGUGUUUUCAACAAAUCCACAAGUAUCUUUAAGUUCCGUAACGAUAUACACCAAUGUCGUCUCACUGACUCUUCUCGGUUCAUUCAAUAGUAAGGCGACGCUGAUUUCAAUGAGCUAA
Adineta ricciae is the source of this 1008-nucleotide messenger RNA. NCBI's taxonomy places the organism in Eukaryota, Metazoa, Rotifera, Eurotatoria, Adinetida, Adinetidae. The record is from the annotation of a GenBank genome assembly.